AUGGCCCCCGCCGACAGAAAAGAGGCCAAGGCUGCCCCACCCAAGCUCUCCGAUGUGAAGGAUCUCAUCGAUGAGGGCACUUUCGAGCAGAUCCUGGAGAUGGACGAUGAUGAUGACUGUGACUUCAGCAGAGGCAUCGUCUAUGGCUUCUUUGACCAGGCCAAAUCUACAUUCACCAACAUCAAGACUGCUCUUGACAAAAAGGACUUGCAUGAGCUCUCGCAGUUGGGGCAUUUCUUGAAGGGAUCUUCCGCCACUUUGGGUCUGAUCCACGUCCGCGACGGUUGUGAGAAGAUUCAACAUUUUGGCAAUGGUCUGGAGGAGAAUGGCUCGGGCAAACUCGCCGACGACGUGGCUCUCAAGAACAUUGAGAAGACCUUGAAGGAGGUCGAGGUCGAAUACGCCAAGGUGGAGAAGUUCCUCCGUCGCUUCUACGGCGAAGAGGUCAAGGACGAGCCCGAGGUCAAGGAACCUGAGGCCAAGGCCGCACCCAAGUCGGAUGCCAAGGAGGAGAAGCCUCUCACGGAUUCGGAAAAGGCUGCCGAGAAAAAGGCCGACAAGGAGCCGGAAAAGACUGCAGAGCCCUCCAAGAACCACGUCGCUGAGGAGAAGCCCAAGGCGGACGCUGAGUUGAAAAAAUAA
This is a messenger RNA of Penicillium diatomitis, 642 nucleotides long. Its product is annotated as Hpt domain-containing protein. Gene Ontology annotation, cellular component: nucleus; cytoplasm. Gene Ontology annotation, biological process: phosphorylation; phosphorelay signal transduction system. Bases 1 to 642 code for a protein of 213 amino acids. The record is from RefSeq and is a predicted model, not a curated record. Gene Ontology annotation, molecular function: histidine phosphotransfer kinase activity; protein histidine kinase binding. The transcript is spliced from 3 exons. NCBI's taxonomy places the organism in Eukaryota, Fungi, Ascomycota, Eurotiomycetes, Eurotiales, Aspergillaceae.